CCUUCCUCAGCUCCAACUCAGCCUCCACUGUUACUAAAAAAUAAAAAUCGCUAAAGGAGCUCAGUCGCCACAUCUACUUUGUAUGUAUCGUAGCCGGACACAAGCCUAUUUACAACUCUGGCCACUUCAUUUUAUGUUUUCUUUUAAUUUUUUUUUCUGGUUAUGUUUGACUUUUUAUGGAAAGGUGAAGACUACAAGGUUUUUUAACUGAAUGCUCUUGAUUUCUUUUAGGAUAGCUGGCUAUUUGGAAUUUUGAAGGAUAAUUUGAUUUUUUUUUUUUCUUUUCUAACGUCCAAUGCGGCUGUAAGUUCCGUCACUCCAAAUCCACCCACCAAGGACCCUGACCCUGUCCACUCCAGGCGAAUCGAGACCGUCCGGCUGGGUCCCCCCAAUUUGGGCCGACUUUGCGCCUCCAAACAACCUUAGCAUGAUGUCUUAUCUAAAGCAACCGCCUUACGCAGUCAAUGGGCUGAGUCUGACCACUUCGGGUAUGGACUUGCUGCAUCCCUCCGUGGGCUACCCCGGGCCCUGGGCUUCUUGUCCUGCAGCCACUCCCCGGAAACAGCGAAGGGAGAGGACGACAUUCACUAGGGCACAGCUCGACGUUCUGGAAGCUCUGUUUGCCAAGACCCGAUACCCUGACAUCUUCAUGAGGGAGGAGGUGGCGCUGAAAAUCAACUUGCCAGAGUCCAGGGUGCAGGUAUGGUUUAAGAAUCGGAGAGCUAAGUGCCGCCAACAGCAGCAGCAGCAGCAACAGAACGGAGGUCAGAACAAAGUGAGGCCUGCCAAGAAGAAGAGCUCUCCAGCUCGGGAAGUGAGUUCAGAGAGUGGAACGAGUGGCCAGUUCACCCCCCCCUCUAGUACCUCAGUCCCAACCAUUGCCAGCAGCAGUGCUCCAGUGUCUAUCUGGAGUCCAGCUUCCAUCUCCCCACUGUCUGACCCCUUGUCCACUUCCUCCUCCUGCAUGCAGAGGUCCUAUCCCAUGACCUAUACUCAGGCUUCAGGUUAUAGUCAAGGCUAUGCUGGCUCAACUUCCUACUUUGGGGGCAUGGACUGUGGAUCUUAUUUGACCCCUAUGCAUCACCAGCUUCCUGGACCAGGGGCCACACUCAGUCCCAUGGGUACCAAUGCUGUUACCAGCCAUCUCAAUCAGUCCCCAGCUUCUCUUUCCACCCAGGGAUAUGGAGCUUCAAGCUUGGGUUUUAACUCAACCACUGAUUGCUUGGAUUAUAAGGACCAAACUGCCUCUUGGAAGCUUAACUUCAAUGCUGACUGCUUGGAUUAUAAAGAUCAGACAUCCUCAUGGAAAUUCCAGGUUUUGUGAAGACCUGUAGAAGCUAUUUUUGUGGGUGAUUUUUAAAUACGCUGGGCUGGACAUUCCAGUUUUAGCCAGGCAUUGGUUAAAAGAGUUAGAUGGAAUGAUGCUCUCAAGACUCCUGAUCAAAGUUACCGAGAGGCAUAGAAGGAAAAAGGAAGGGCCUUAGAAGGGUCCAUCAACCAGCAGCCUGAAAUGGACAAAGCAAUCUACUUAAGAUUCUGUUAUAGUUCUAGAUCAUUGGUUUCCUGAUUUGCAAAUGAUUGAUCAAAUAUAUUCUAGCGACAUGCAACCAAAUACCACUCAAAACAAAAUCA
This is a messenger RNA of Mus pahari (shrew mouse), 1632 nucleotides long. RefSeq names its product orthodenticle homeobox 2 (gene Otx2). Gene Ontology annotation, cellular component: nucleus. Bases 428 to 1324 code for a protein of 298 amino acids. Gene Ontology annotation, biological process: multicellular organism development; regulation of transcription by RNA polymerase II. Gene Ontology annotation, molecular function: DNA-binding transcription factor activity, RNA polymerase II-specific; RNA polymerase II cis-regulatory region sequence-specific DNA binding. The record is from RefSeq and is a predicted model, not a curated record. Lineage: Eukaryota; Metazoa; Chordata; Mammalia; Rodentia; Muridae. The transcript is spliced from 4 exons.